Messenger RNA from Cucumis sativus (cucumber), 1353 nucleotides. Its product is annotated as cinnamoyl-CoA reductase 2. Gene Ontology annotation, molecular function: oxidoreductase activity, acting on the CH-OH group of donors, NAD or NADP as acceptor. Bases 109 to 1059 code for a protein of 316 amino acids. The record is from RefSeq and is a predicted model, not a curated record. Lineage: Eukaryota; Viridiplantae; Streptophyta; Magnoliopsida; Cucurbitales; Cucurbitaceae. The transcript has 6 exons.
AUGCUUUAGUCAUUUGUUGUGUGGUUACAUUUGGCUCUUUCAUUCAAUCCCUUCUCUCACCCACUCUUAACCUCCUCAUUUAUAACCAUUCAUUCCCACCUGUCCAAAAUGCCCCUCGCUGCCCCUGUAGCUUCCGGUCAAACUGUUUGUGUCACCGGCGCCGGUGGCUUCAUUGCCUCUUGGCUUGUCGAGCUUCUUCUUCAAAAGGGUUACAUUGUCAGAGGCACGGUGAGAAAUCCAGAGCUGGAUGGAGCUGAGCAAAGGUUGACGUUGUACGGUGCUGAUCUUCUUGAUUUUGAGAGCCUUAAAGCCGCCGUUAAUGGUUGCGAUGGUGUUUUCCACACGGCGUCUCCGGUGACCGAUGACCCAGAAAAGGUGGAGCAGGCAAUAUUUGGGACAAAAAAUGUUAUAAUGGCGGCGGCCGAGGCCAAGGUCCGGCGAGUGGUGUUCACAUCAUCCAUUGGAACUAUAUACAUGAACCCCAAUCGGAGCCCCGACACGGUGGUGGAUGAGUCUUGUUGGAGUGAUCUCGAGUAUUGCAAAAAUACUAAGAAUUGGUAUUGUUAUGCAAAAACAGUGGCAGAGCAAACAGCAUGGGCAACGGCAAAGGAGAAAGGGGUGGAUCUAGUUGUGGUGAAUCCCAUGUUGGUGCUUGGACCAUUAUUACAACAGUCAAUAAAUGCAAGUGUUGCUCAUAUCAUGAAGUACUUGACUGGCUCUGUCAAGACUUAUGUCAAUGCAGUUCAAGGGUAUGUUCAUGUCAAGGAUGUUGCAAAAGCUCACUUGUUGGUGUAUGAGACUCCCUCUGCCUUCGGUAGAUACAUUUGUGCUGAAACUAUGCUUCAUCGAGGAGAAUUAGUUGACAUUUUGGCUAAGUUCUUCCCUGAGUAUCCCAUUCCUACCAAGUGCUCUGACCAGGUGAACCCUAAGAAGAAACCUUACAAAUAUAGUGUGAAAAAGCUGAAGGACUUAGGCAUGGAGUUCAUACCUGUGAAGCAAUGCAUAUAUGAAACUGUGAAGAGCCUUCAAGAGAAGGGUCAUCUUCCACUUCCUGCUUAAUAUUACAAUUACAAAUAUUUCAAUCUAAGUCUCUGCCACAUCUUCAUUAUAAAAACCAAUUAACUUAAACAUAUAAUAUAUAUAUCCUAAUGAGGAAAGGUACAAACAUAUAUAUAAAGAAAGAUGGAGAGAAAGAAAAUAUAUAGAUCUUGCUAUAUAUCCCCCAUUUCUUAUAUAUACAUAUAGAAACAUAUAUAUAUAUAUAUAUAUAUAUAUAGAAACCAAAUUAUAGAAAAUGUAAUGCAAAUGUGUAUUUAGUUAAUUAGUAUUACAUCUUUGAAUUCUCCUUUGUUA